AUGGCCGAGACACAGAGCCUCUCGCCCUAUGGCACUGCCAGAGCUACAGUGACCGACCAACCUCUGAGCAAGGACGAAGUCGACAAGAUCAACCGUUACUUCCACGCCAGCAUGUACUUGUGCUUGGGUAUGCUCUACCUGCGUGAAAACCCUCUGCUGCAGGAACCUCUCAAGGCCGAGCACAUCAAGCCUCGUCUUCUGGGACAUUGGGGCUCCGAUGCUGGCCAAUCCUUCACCUAUAUUCACAUGAACCGUUUGAUCAAGAAGUACGACCUUGAUGCAUUCUUCGUCUCCGGUCCCGGCCACGGUGCUCCCGCCGUCAUUUCCAACUCAUAUCUCGAAGGAGUCUACUCCGAAGUCUACCCUGACAAGUCUCAGGAUGCUGAGGGCUUGCAACGCUUCUUCAAGCAGUUCUCGUUCCCAGGAGGCAUUGGCAGUCACGCAACCCCCGAGACCCCUGGAAGUAUUCACGAAGGUGGUGAGCUCGGCUACUCUAUCUCCCACGCUUUCGGUGCCGUGUUUGACAACCCCGACUUGAUCGCCCUGACCAUGGUCGGUGAUGGCGAAGCUGAGACUGGUCCUUUGGCUACCAGCUGGCACAGCACCAAGUUCCUGAAUCCCAUCGUUGAUGGUGCAGUUUUGCCUGUCCUCCAUCUCAACGGAUACAAGAUCAACAACCCCACUGUCCUUUCGAGAAUUAGCCACGAGGAGCUAAAGGCUCUCUUCAUUGGUUAUGGUUGGGAGCCCUACUUCGUCGAAGGAUCCGAUCUCGACACCAUGCACCAGGCAAUGGCCGCCACCCUAGAAAGAGCUAUCACCGAGAUCAAGGCUAUCCAGAAGAAGGCGAGAGACUCUGGCAAGGCCGAGCGCCCAAGAUGGCCCAUGAUUGUUCUCAGAACACCCAAGGGCUGGACCGGCCCUCGCACCGUCGAUGGCCACUUCCUCGAAGGCUACUGGAGAGCUCAUCAGAUCCCUCUCACCAACGUCCUCAAGGACGCCGACCAGCUCGCUCUGCUUGAGAAGUGGAUGCGCAGCUACGAGCCUGAGAAGCUCUUCAAGAACGGCAAAUUCAUCGACGAGCUUCGUGAGAUCGCUCCUAGUAGCAACCGUCGUAUGACUGCCAACCCCGUCACCAACGGUGGUCUUCUGCGAGCCAACCUCAGGAUCCCUGACUUCAAGAAAUUUGCUCAGACCGUGAAGAAGCCUGCCGCCGAGCAAGCACCCAGUAUGAACCUGUUCGCAGACUUCUUGACCCAGAUCGUCAAGGCUAACCCUACCAACUUCCGUCUGUUCGGUCCCGAUGAGACACAAUCCAACAAGCUCGGUGCUGUCUACGAUGUCACCCAGAAGGUUUGGAUGGCCGAGUACUUUGAAGAAGACAAGGACGGCGGCAAUCUCGCUCCUGCCGGCAGAGUCAUGGAGAUCCUCAGUGAACAUACCGUUGAGGGUUGGCUGGAAGGCUACCUGCUUUCAGGCCGCCAUGGCAUCAUCAACAGUUAUGAGCCCUUUAUCCACAUUAUUGACUCCAUGGUCAACCAGCACGCAAAGUGGCUCGAGAAGUGCGCUGAGAUUUCCUGGAGACAGGAGGUUGCUUCGCUCAACAUCCUACUUACAUCCACUGUCUGGCGUCAGGAUCACAACGGCUUCACUCAUCAGGAUCCUGGUUUCCUUGAUGUCGUGGCAAACAAGUCGCCUGAAGUUGUUCGUAUUUACCUUCCUCCGGAUGCCAACUGCUUGCUCAGUACAAUGAACCACUGCCUGGAGUCAUCCAACUACGUCAACGUUAUUGUUGCCGACAAGCAGAACCAUUUGCAAUACCUGAACAUGGACGAUGCUGUCAUCCACUGCUCAAAGGGUCUGGGCAUUUGGGAUUGGGCCUCUAACAGCAAGGGUGAAGAGCCUGACGUUGUCAUGGCCAGUUGCGGUGAUGUCAGCACACAAGAGGCUCUCGCUGCUACUGCUCUGCUUCGCGAGCACCUUCCCGAGCUCAAGGUUCGCUUCGUCAACGUCGUGGAUCUGUUCAAGCUUCAGCCCAACGGCUACCACCCCCACGGUCUCAAGGACGACGAAUACGCCGCCAUCUUCACCGACGACAAGCCCGUCAUCUUCAACUUCCACUCUUACCCCUGGUUGGUCCACAGAAUGACCUACAAGCGCAAGGGCCAGCAGUUGAUGCGCGUUCGCGGAUACAAGGAGAAGGGCAACAUCGAUACUCCUCUUGAGCUGGCCAUCCGCAACGAGACCGAUCGUUACAGUUUGGCUAUCCUGGCCAUCGACAGUCUCAAGUCUGUUCUUGGCAACAAGGGAUCAUCUACCCGUGAACACUUGCUCAACACACGUACUCAUGCUAUGAACUACGCCUAUGAGACUGGUCAGGAUCCUGAUGAUUACGUCAACUGGACCUGGAACUACUAG
Molecule: messenger RNA, 2415 nt
Organism: Aureobasidium namibiae CBS 147.97
Lineage: Eukaryota; Fungi; Ascomycota; Dothideomycetes; Dothideales; Saccotheciaceae
Product: D-xylulose 5-phosphate/D-fructose 6-phosphate phosphoketolase
Exons: 3
Coding region: 1-2415 (804 amino acids)
Biological process (GO): carbohydrate metabolic process
Molecular function (GO): aldehyde-lyase activity
Source: RefSeq, a predicted model, not a curated record